AUGGCAAAGGCCGAGAACGAUCUCCAGAGUAUGCUCUCAAAGGGCAUGGACCCGAAAGAGCUACCCUGGUAUGAGCCGACAAUCGACGAGGUUCCAGAACCGGCAAAGACUAUACUGGAGAAGUACAGCAACAUCCCGUCGGAUCAGGUUCUACAGCAUGUUGUGGACGUGCGACUCAAGUCCGGCGAGAAACUCCUUGACAUGGGCUGUGCGAUAGGACAAGAGCUUCGGCAGCUAGUUUACGACGGAGUGCCAUCAGAAAAUAUUCACGCCUCCGAUCUACGCCGAGACUUCUUCGAGAUCGGCUACGAUCUAUUCGCCGAUCGCGAUACGCUGAACUGCGACUUCAUAGUUGCAGAUAUAUUCGAUUCGAACUCCGACCUGGUGAAGAAACUUACCGGAAAAGUAAGCAUUGUCAAUGCAGCUUCAUUCUUCCACCUCUUUCCCUGGGAAAAGCAGGUCGAGGCUGUCAAGCGAGUUAUUACUUUUCUUCGUCCCGAGCCUGGGUCGCUUUUAAUUGGGAGACAGGCUGGGAGGACUGAUCCUGAGGACCCUGAUGAUAAAGAGAAUGCGCCGGGGAAUUACCGGCAUGAUCUUGCUACGUGGAAGAGAAUGUGGGAACAGGUUGAGAAGGAGACGGGGACUAGGUGGAAGGUUGAUUCUUGGAGAGAGGAUUGGCAGGGAGUUGAUAAGGGAUUUGAUAAGUACCAUGCGAAUGUUGAGUCUUUUAAGCUCCGAUUCGUGGUGAGGAGACUAUAG
Molecule: messenger RNA, 759 nt
Organism: Penicillium waksmanii
Lineage: Eukaryota; Fungi; Ascomycota; Eurotiomycetes; Eurotiales; Aspergillaceae
Product: class I SAM-dependent methyltransferase
Exons: 3
Coding region: 1-759 (252 amino acids)
Source: RefSeq, a predicted model, not a curated record